GGUAUUACACAGAAUCAGGAUACAAGCAAACAUUAUCCUAACAUUUAUUUAAAACGUUCUUCUCAACUGAUUCAUGCACUAACUGUUGAUGCUUCUGCUGCUACAUCAAGUAAUGGUAAUGUAUAUAACUUUACAAGCGAUAUUGAAGUACAGUAUGGAGAUAUAUUAGUAAUCAAUGUAACCACUAAUAGUAAUCCAAUGUAUUAUCAACAAUACAAUGGACCAUUGAAUUAUGAGCUUGAUAGCAGUAAUGGAUUAAUACCAUUGGAACAUAAUGACUAUCCACUGAUAUCAGUUAUGAUGAAGCCAAUUCCUUCAAUUACUCAAACAUCAUCAGCUACUAUCGAGUCAACAUUCUCCUCCACUACAGAUAUUGUAAUGAUGCCUCAUGGCAUUCCAACAUCAUACCAUUCUACUGGCUUACAUCAUAGUUUAAGCACUACAGCAUCUGCUACUAAUGCCUUAUCAAGCAGUGUUAUUACUACUUCAUGGGCCGUGACCACUAGCAUUUCUGUCUCAUUCUAUGGCAGUGUAACUUCAUCAUUUUCAGAUACUUCAUCAAGCAUCAAUGCAUUGUACUCAAGAUCUACAGUUGUAACUAAGGAGCCAAUGGAAUCUACUAAAUUUAGCAUAACAUCAACCACUACAUCAAUGGAGAGCACACCUGGUCAAAGUAUAGACAGUAAUACACUGAUAAUGCUAAUAGGAGUUAUUAGUGCAGUAUUACUGGUAGUUACUAUACUAGUAAUAUUAAUAGUGAGUGUAUUAGUGUGUAGGAGAAAACAGUUGAGCACUGGUAAUGCUAAAAGUAAUACUCAAAGAGUAGUAGAUGAGCAUAAAAGAGAUGAAGGACAGAAUAUAAUAUCAAAUAUGUCUGGUAAUGCUGCUUAUGGUGUUAUUGGUGGAAAUAAAAAUGAUGAUGACUAUAGUAAUCCUGCUUAUGGAAUCAACACUAUGACACAAAGUAUUAAUGAAGAACCAUUAGUGUAUGAUAAAGCAAAAACAAUGAAUAAUAAACAAGGGGUUAUUGUAAUCCCAGCACAUAAUGAAGCAUAUACACAACAGAAAGAAGAAGAAGAGUUGUACAUCUAAUAUAUGAACAUUAAACAUACAUUAAUGCUCAUAGAGCACAUGCACACAUAAUGAGUUGCACUAAAAUAUUGAUUGUGUGGUUAGAGUAGAUUAGAGAGUACAAUAAAUUCAAAUUUGCUAA
Molecule: messenger RNA, 1213 nt
Organism: Amphimedon queenslandica
Lineage: Eukaryota; Metazoa; Porifera; Demospongiae; Haplosclerida; Niphatidae
Exons: 8
Coding region: 199-1092 (297 amino acids)
Source: RefSeq, a predicted model, not a curated record